AAGUAGGUAACUUAAUACUUAUCUUCAUAAAUCGCGCAGAUUGCCGAGGAGUAACGAGAAAAUAAAUAAGUUAAAGAUUUAAACAUUUCUGUGUGAAAUUUUGCGUAUAAUUAUACAAAAAAAAAUCAUGUAUCUCAAAACAGUGAUUCUUUUGGCAAAUUGUUUGGCUUUCGGGUUGGGGCUUCUUGCGCUUUUAUUACCGAACUGGUCAUCUGGGAAUUUCGAGGAGGUGAGAAACGUAACAGUGGUCAAAGAGAUAGACAGUGGACUGUUUAAUGAGAAAAACGAGUACUAUAUGAAAGAGGACUCCAUUUUAGAUUCAUCUGAAGAAAUUCCCGGUUCCUUCAUGAAACCGGAAGUUGUUAAAAUCAUAAGAGCAUUGAUGAUAACCGGACUUUCAUUGUUGUCAAUCGUUCUGAUACAUUCUGUUUUUCAAUGGUGUUGCUAUGAUGAUGAUGAAACAGUCGGAAAGACCGACGCAGUGAUAUCUUUAAUUCUGUCACUUGUGACAAUUUUAGCAGGUGGUUUUAUUCUGAGCGGCCCACUGAUUUAUAAAAACCACGUGGUAGCAGAGUUCGAGCCUGAGAAAACAAGUUUCGGUGCAAGUUGGUACAUGGCUUUAUCAUCAGCCGGACUGACAUUUAUUCUUGGAAUUGUGAGUGUCCUUCAUUCCUUUUGGUUAUUCGGAGUGAUAUCUAACAACAAAAAACGAUCAGUGUCACGUGGUAAAUCACGCGAAAAACGGCAAAAAGUUUAUACGGUAUGAUAACAGUUACAACAUUAAGUGAAAAAGAAACUUGAGAAAAUUCGUGCAAUUUGACCAGGCUGCAUAUUUUUAAAUUUUUAUCUUGACGUCCCCGGAGUUGAUAAUGGACAGUGUAAAAAAAGUGACAUUUCAGUAAUCGGGAUAUACAGUUUGUGUCUGUUUGCAUUGACUUCUCUCUUAUCAAAUGAAAAGAGCCAUAAAAGUUGCCAUGGAGAGAUAACUUAUUAAAAAUACUGUUAAUGCCCAAGAAUACUAUGCAUAAAUACCAUGUUACCAGAGAUAAAUAUCUAUUUUUCAUAAAUAUGCAUGUAUAUUUCUGUUUUUAACUGUUUAUUGUUUAUCUUAUAGCAAUGUGUAUUUACAUGUAUUAUAUGUUCUAAAUGUGUUCUGAUGCUAUAUUGAAUAAAAAGGUAAAUCAAUA
This is a messenger RNA of Ruditapes philippinarum (Manila clam), 1187 nucleotides long. RefSeq lists its product as uncharacterized. Lineage: Eukaryota; Metazoa; Mollusca; Bivalvia; Venerida; Veneridae. Gene Ontology annotation, cellular component: membrane. The record is from RefSeq and is a predicted model, not a curated record. The coding region runs from base 128 to 766 and encodes 212 amino acids. The transcript is spliced from 3 exons.